Molecule: messenger RNA, 384 nt
Organism: Klebsormidium nitens
Lineage: Eukaryota; Viridiplantae; Streptophyta; Klebsormidiophyceae; Klebsormidiales; Klebsormidiaceae
Source: the annotation of a GenBank genome assembly
AUGGGGGGGGUGUCACUUUCUGAGGCGUCCUCGUCAAGGGGGAACGAGAGGAAGCGGGAGUCAAACGACGGUGGUGAAGCCAAACCCAAGAACCAGAGCAAGGGGGAGCGUCGGCGCGAGAAGAAGGAGAGGCAGGCCUACGCUGCGGGCCCGCCGGCGGCCUCAAGCUCAGGAGGGGAGUUUCCGGGAGACUGCUGGAUCGAACUGCGGAAAGCGCAACGGGACACCACCCCAGCCGCGCGCGCGCGUGGCGAGGCUGACCGGCUGGCUGCACGAGCUAAGGAGGACCGCCUGCACAAGGGAGGUCCACCGCCGCCGUUCAAGUCCAAAGGGGAGCGGCGGCCGCCGCCGGAACCUGAAACCGAGGGGGAGGAAGAACCUUAG